Pseudophryne corroboree (corroboree frog) is the source of this 4236-nucleotide messenger RNA. Its product is annotated as zinc finger protein OZF-like. The transcript has 7 exons. Lineage: Eukaryota; Metazoa; Chordata; Amphibia; Anura; Myobatrachidae. Gene Ontology annotation, biological process: regulation of transcription by RNA polymerase II. Gene Ontology annotation, molecular function: RNA polymerase II cis-regulatory region sequence-specific DNA binding; DNA-binding transcription repressor activity, RNA polymerase II-specific. Gene Ontology annotation, cellular component: nucleoplasm. Bases 147 to 1637 code for a protein of 496 amino acids. The record is from RefSeq and is a predicted model, not a curated record.
CGUGUAAACUACGUUUCCCUUCUACAUUGCACUCGGCCACUGUUGAUGACGCCACAACUAAGCCUGCUGCUGGCUUUGUAUAGGAGACUGAGAGGUCACCGGUCAGUGCCUUCUGCUUCGCCCAUAGCAAAUUUGCGGUCAUCAGGAUGGAGAACGCCAACAUGACUAAAACAAUAUUCGGUCUCACCCUGGAGAUUAUCUACCUGCUGACUGGAGAGGAUCUCAUAGUCGUUAAGAAAUCCGGUGAACCGGUUGCUUACAGGACCAGUCCCAGCGUAUCAGAAGGAACCAGGGAGAGUCGAGGCAGCAGUACGGUGACUGUGUGUGACUCGGUGGUGCCUGAAGACAGCGACAGGAAGAUUCUGAAGCUUAGCAAUAAAAUCAUUCACCUUCUGACUGGAGAGGUGUGGAAGUUUGUACGACACAAAGAUUGUACCAAAGAUGUGACAAUCAAGAAUGAGCUACAAGUUGGAUCCUCUAACAGGAAUACACCGGAGAGCGGUCCCAGUCCUCGUUAUUCCCUGGAUUCUGCAGAGGAAGAUCAGAGUACCUUAGAGAAUUGCCAGGCUGAAACUUUGGGGGAUGUAAAAGUGAUUGUUGUACCAACGCGGAAGGAUGAAGCCGACUUAUAUGUCAACAUUAAGGAGGAGGAAAUACCUGUAGAUAUCAGCACAGAUUAUGAAGAAAAUGGUCCAAAUGUAAAUGAGAGUCCAGAGCCAAUGUCUGGUCCCUCUGAUCAAACAGCCUUCUGCGACCAGGCCGCCGAUGCUCAGGGUGCGGCAGAGGGGAAGACGCACGUGUGCUCCAUGUGCGGGAAAUGCUUCGGUUACAGCGCCAACCUUGACAUCACUCGGCAGACGUACAGAGAUGAGAACAUACAUUUGUGCUCCCACUGUGAGAGAUACUUUGUGCCUAAGCCCCAGCUCGCCGCACAGCAGGGAGCGCACAGCGACAAGCCGUUCUCCUGCUCCAAAUGUGCCAAGUGCUUCGCCAGCAGAACUGUCUUCAUGGCGCACCAGCGCAUCCACACGGGGAAGAAGUCCUUCCCCUGCUCCCAGUGUGGGAUGUCUUUCUCCAAUAAGUCCAUCCUUGAAACGCACCAGAGCAUCCACACGGGGGACAGACCUUUUCCCUGCUCCGAGUGCGGAAAGUGCUUCGCCAUGAAGGCAAACCUCGUUAAGCACAUGAAAAUCCACAAAGGCGAGAAGCCGUUCUCCUGCCUCCAGUGCGGCAAAAGUUUCGGGAUGAAGUCAAACCUGGUCAAACAUCAAAAGAUACACACAGGGGAAAAACCGUUCUCCUGCGCCGACUGCGGGAAGUGUUUCGGCAUGAAGUCGAAUCUGGUCAAGCAUCAGCGGAUACACACGGGGGAGAAGCCCUUUGCGUGCCUCGAAUGUGGGAGGUGCUUUGCCAGCCGGUCCAACCUCGCUUCACACGAGAGAAUCCAUACGGGGGAGAAACCCUUUUCCUGUUCCUACUGCAAAAAAGGGUUUAUCACCAGCUCUGACCUGUUUCGGCACCAAAAGACUCACACCGGAGACAAGCCGUUCAUCUGCUUGGAGUGUGGCAAGGGCUUCAUCAGUAAAUCCGUUCUUGCUGCACAUCUAAAGGCACACGCAGGAGCUACUGCACUCUAACUGGCCAAACAUGGGACGUGUCCUUAGCAGGUUCCUUAUCCAGGGUAUGGGUGCAUUGCUGUUGCCCCAUGCAAGGGUCUUCCUACAUGUGGACCAUUGUGGGCUCUUAUCUGAAGGCGAGAUGACAAGUCAUAAUGCUUCAGCAGCUGUGACCUCCGGUAUAAGCGUGUUCUGCUGCAUAACCGGUCAAAUGAGCCAAUCAAUGGGUCUGUGACUUUUUAAAUGAGCCAAUCAACUUACAUUCUUUGGCCCUCAUUCCGAGUUGUUCGCUCGCUAGCUGCUUUUAGCAGCAGUGCAAACGCUAUGCCGCCGCCCUCUGGGAGUGUAUCUUAGCUUGGCAGAAGUGCGAAAGAAAGGAUCGCACAGCGGCUACAAAAUAAUGUUGUGUAGCUUCAGAGUAGCUCCAGACCUACUUCUAGCUUGCGAUCACUGCAGACUAUUUAGUUCCUGUUUCGACGUCACGAACACGUCCUGCAUUCGGCCAGCCAUGCCUACGUUUCACCAGUCACGCCUGCGUUUUUAUCUGGCACGCCUGCGUUUUUCCGCUCACUCCCUGAAAACGGUCAGUUGACACCCAGAAACACCCACUUUAUGUCAAUCGCUCUGCGGCCAGCAGUGCGACUGAAAAGCUUCGCUAGACCUUGUGUGAAACUACAUCGUUCGUUGUUAGAGUACGACGCACAUGCGCAUUGCGCCGCAUACGCAUGCGCAGAACUGCCUUUUUUUUUCUAAAUGCUGCGCUGCGAACGAAAGCAGCUAGCGAUCAACUCUGAAUGACCACCAAUAAACAGAGAAGGAUCCUUUCAGUGCUCGCCUGCCUGUAUAAUAAAGUAAUUGCCCUCUGCCCCGCUUGUCAGGCGUCUCCAGAUGUAAGGCAUAGCCAUAGGGGGUAGAUUUAAUAAAACUUCUAAAAAUUAAAAGUGGAGAUGUUGCCUAUAGCAACCAAUCCGAUUCUAGCUCUCAUUUCUCUUUUGCAGUCUAUCUAGAAAAUUAUAGACAGAAUCUGAUUGGUUCCUAUGGGCCAACACCAACACUUUUUUGUACGUUUUAGUCAGUCGACCCCAUAUAAUCUAUUGCCACGAAGCAAAACCAUGCAGUGAUGUUACAUGUGACGUCUGUGUUGCAUUUAGACCUGGCACAGAAGAAAAUUCCAGUCAUUAUCAGUAUUUGUGCAUCACCCCCAGCCAUCGGCCCACCUCCUUCAUUUCCUUGCAUAGAAAAGUUGAAUCUGGUAGCAAAACAAAAUAUAGAGCACCACUCUUUGCAUCCGACUGACAGUGUUCCCAUAAUUGUUUAUAAUGAGCUGAACGCAAUGCAUUGCUGUACAUCCAGAGAGUAACGAUGUUAGUUUGAAGCAUCUAAUGGGGAAGAUUUUGGUAUGUGCUGGAUGAGCAAGUUGAGAAGUGAAAAAUAUCCUCCUAUAUUCACCAUUGGAAUCUGAUGAAAUCAUGUAUUCUGCUUGAUGAAACGUGCCUCCAUAUCAGUAUUAGUUUGGAGCUUAUUUAAUAACUGCCAGUUACAUUUUUCCUUAGUUGUGAUUGGAUACGCUGGAGCUCUGAAGGCGGGUGUGGACCAAGCAGUAGAACUGUUGGGUUAAGUGAUAAGUGUAAUAAAUGCCAAGUGUAUUCCCUUGAGAUCGCUUACAGUAUAUCCAUCAACACAUACUGUAGGGGUUGAUUCCACUAGGCUUGCUCCAUGAAUAAAUGGGCACAUAUGCAGCACUUACAGGAGCCCCAGACUCACUGAUUUUAGGGCUGCGUACAAAAAUCUGCGGGGUGAGAUGAGGCGUCAUACCGGCCUUUCCACAUUGUUGCAUCAGUACUUCCUCUUACGUCCUAGAAGAUGCUGGGGUCCAUAUUAUUACCAUGGGGUAUAGACUGGUCCACCAGGAGCCAUUGGCACUUAAGAGUUUAAUAGUGUGGGCUGGCUCCUCCCUCUAGGCCCCUCCUACCAGACUCAGUUUAGAAAAUGUGCCCGGAGGAGCUGGUCACAGCUAGGGGAGCUCUACAGAGCUUCUCUAGUAAAAGUUUUUUUUUUAGAGUUUGUUACUUUAUUUUACAGGGAGGCUGCUGGCAACAGCCUCCCUGCUUCGAGGGACUGCGGGGGAGAGCAGUGUUCGCCCUGCAGGGUCUUGAGCCACUGCCUCCGCUGACUGGACAUUGAGCUCCAAAGAAGACAGAUCGCGCCCCGCCACAGGGGAACGCUCACCCCGGCAGCCAGCCGCCACCCCCUCACAGAGUAAGACACUGUUCCCCCUUACGAGCGGGGGGGGUCAGUGUGAAAAGGGCGGCUUAAAGGUGGGAGCGCGGUAUUAACCGCGCUCCUGGACGGCUCUGCGGUGCGGCGCUGUGAGGGGCGCCCUGAGCCAGCACAGAACCCUGCACUGCCCAUUUCCAGCCUGUUGGGGUCCGCUGAUCUCAGCCAGCACAAAUUUCCUCAGGGCAGUAUAGUCUUCAAGAGCGGGAAGACAGCGCCAUUGAACGGGCGGAGCUUCUCCUCAGAGCGGACCCAGCAGCGUUCAGCACCAUAUUUCCUGCCUGCAAUCACUGCCAGUGGAUGUCCAGGUCCCUCCAGAGCAACUCCAGCUAUCUGUACGGUA